AUGGGUCUUCUUCAGAGUUGCUUUGCCAGAAAUAACAAAGUAGGUGUGAUGAAGGAAGAGAUUGAGGCGUACGAGAAAGUACGACGUACAAUGGUCGCAGAGGAAGUAAAAGAAAAGAAAGGCGGUGUGGCCUUUGAUCUCACCUUCAUUUCAGAGGAAACACCAAAAAUGCCUCCACCCAGAUUGCUCGAGAACAAAAAAGAGGAUUUUGAAAAGUGGAGAGAGUCUCAAGAAAAGGCACAGGCCGAGAAACAGGAGCGGGCACAACAGAAUAGAGAGGAAGCCCGUAUCCAGAAAGAGAUUGAAGUGGCCCACAAAGAGAUGGAGAGGCUCGAGAAAUAUGUCAACAUCACUGACGAAUAAAUUGGAUCUGAACUCUUAAUAUUUCUGGCUAAAUUUAUUUCCACAAUAAUUUUGAAGCUUGUAAUUUAAAAGAUUGGGACCAAAGAGGGGACACCCGAGCUCUUUUUCUGUUGUGCACUUGUUUGGCUUUUAAUUCUAUUUAUCACUAUUUUGGCUUAUGUUUUUUUUUUCUAAAUUUUUUUUUCGCAAUGUGGGCCUUGGAGACAGAUCUGAGGCUAGCAUUGCGAAAACAAAAUCUAAUUAUUCCAAAUAUUUCCACGUCUUUCGGAACUUUGGCCCUAAAAAUACCCAUUCCGUCAGGGAUCAGGAAUGGGUAUUACGUUGGAACACCCAUCCCGUCAGUGAUCAGGGAUGGGAGUUCCUCGUCAAAAAUUUCUAAAUUGUAAAUGAAACAUCCGUUAAGAGAUGUCCAAAAGCUCCGUUGUCCUCUCUUUUCAAAAUUCUGUUAUUCCAAUGUUUAAGAAACUAAAUAUUUGCAAAACCUGUA
Messenger RNA from Saccostrea echinata, 850 nucleotides. RefSeq lists its product as uncharacterized. NCBI's taxonomy places the organism in Eukaryota, Metazoa, Mollusca, Bivalvia, Ostreida, Ostreidae. Bases 1 to 363 code for a protein of 120 amino acids. The record is from RefSeq and is a predicted model, not a curated record. The transcript is spliced from 2 exons.